This is a messenger RNA of Salvia miltiorrhiza (redroot sage), 1164 nucleotides long. Its product is annotated as loganic acid O-methyltransferase-like. Bases 77 to 1096 code for a protein of 339 amino acids. Lineage: Eukaryota; Viridiplantae; Streptophyta; Magnoliopsida; Lamiales; Lamiaceae. Gene Ontology annotation, molecular function: S-adenosylmethionine-dependent methyltransferase activity. The record is from RefSeq and is a predicted model, not a curated record. The transcript is spliced from 2 exons. Gene Ontology annotation, biological process: methylation.
AAUCAGCCAUAGCAUAAUUUUACAUCAUCAAUAAAAAUAGAAAAGAAAAAAAAAGCUCAAUAUAGAGAGAGAGGCAAUGGGGGAAACCUUCCCAAUGAAAGGUGGAGAUGAUGCCCACAGCUACUCCAAAAACUCCCGCUAUCAGAAAUUAGCUUCUGACACCGUCAAGGAAAUGAUCCAAGAGGCAGUGAGUGAGUAUCUAGCCACAGAAUCAAUGUCGAGCAGAGUGACAAUAGCAGACUUGGGGUGUUCCGUCGGCUUAAACACAUUCUUUGCAGUUCAAAAUCUGAUGGAAGCAGUUGAAGCCAAGUGGUCUUCCAAAAACAAGCUGGAAUUCCAAGUAUUCUUCAACGACCACUCGGCCAAUGAUUUCAACACGCUCUUCACCUCCCUCCCACCAGACAGGCAGUACCACGCAGCCGGAGUGCCCGGCUCGUUCCAUGGCCGCCUUUUCCCCUGUAACUCCAUCACCGUGGCAUAUUCCUCACAGUCUCUCCACUGGCUCUCCAAGCAGCCUCAAGGGCUACAUAAUGAGGGCAGGAUUCACGGCUCCGGCGCGCCUGAGCACGUGGCCAGAGCCUACUCGGAUCAGUUUGAGAAGGAUUUAGGAGAUUUUAUGAGUGCAAGAGCGGAGGAGAUUGUGAGUGGAGGGCUUAUGUUUCUCCUCAUGCCUGGAACUCCUGAGGGAGUCCCCCAGACUGAGCUGAGUGCCAUCUUUGAUUACUAUGGCUAUACCCUAAUGGAUUUAGCUAAGGAGGGAGUUGUGGAGAAAAGCGCCAUAGACGCGUUCAACUUGCCCAUCCAUAUACCCACACUAGAGGAGAUGAGGAAAGUGAUAGAGAAGAAUGGGCAUUUUAGCAUUGAGAGAAUAGAAUUAAUAAAUCCCAAGGCAGGGAUUGAGGAAGCGCUUGAUGCAGCUACUGUGUUAGUGCACAUGAGAGCUGCAAUGGAGGGAGUUUUCACCGCCCACUUUGGAGCUUCCGUCGUGGACAAAAUGUUUGCCAACGUUUUACCAAAGGCUCCACAAAUUUCACACUGCUUCCAGGCUCUCCAUAAUAUUCAUAAUCAGCUCUUUCUCGUGCUCACCCGCAAAUAAUUCAACUUUUACUUGUUAUAUGUAUUUUGAAUUUCUGCAUCAAUAAAUACCAACUCCUGCUUUGGUCA